Messenger RNA from Aquila chrysaetos chrysaetos, 10115 nucleotides. It is a transcript of the gene NSD3, whose product is annotated as nuclear receptor binding SET domain protein 3. Gene Ontology annotation, biological process: regulation of DNA-templated transcription. The coding region runs from base 316 to 4623 and encodes 1435 amino acids. Gene Ontology annotation, cellular component: chromatin; nucleus. The transcript is spliced from 24 exons. NCBI's taxonomy places the organism in Eukaryota, Metazoa, Chordata, Aves, Accipitriformes, Accipitridae. Gene Ontology annotation, molecular function: protein binding; histone H3K36 methyltransferase activity. The record is from RefSeq and is a predicted model, not a curated record.
GGUCGCCCGCGCCCGCCCGCGCCCCGCCGAGCGCCUCCCCUUGGCCGCACCGGCCGGGAGCUGGGCGGUGGGGGGGGCGGGCGGCCUCCCGGGGCGGAGCCCGGCGCCAGCGGCGGGGGCGCGGAAAUCGAGGCCGGGGCUCCGUCGCGGCCUGCUGCUGCGGGAGGAGGCGGGGAGGCCCGCCGCCGCCGCCGCCGCCCCCGCCGCCGGCCUUUGUCUCCGCUGGGCUGGGUGGACGCGGCGGGGGCAGUUAGAAUGGAACAGACUGAAGGCCCUAUGAGAAAAAGGGAAAGCUAAGGAUGCUGGAGCAGAACAAUGGAUUUCUCUUUCUCUUUCAUGCAAGGGAUCAUGGGAAACACAAUUCAGCAACCACCUCAACUCAUUGACUCAGCCAACAUCCGCCAAGAGGAUGCCUUUGAUGCCAGCAGUGACAUUGCUGAAGAUGGUGGACAAACGCCAUACGAAACUGCCCUACAGCAAGGCUUUCAGUACCCUACACCCACGACAGAGGACCUUCCACCCAUCACUAAUGGCUAUCCACCAACAAUCAAUAUGUACGAACCUCAAGCCAAAUACCAGACGUACAGUCAAUAUCCCAAUGGUUCAGCCAAUGGUUUUGGUACCGUCAGAAACUUUAGUCCCCCAGAGUAUUACCAAAUGGAAAACUCUAACGCAAGGCCGCACGAAGUUCUGGAAAAACCUUCCCCUCCACAGCCACCACCUCCACCACCACCAUCAGUUUCACAAACGGUGAUUCCAAAGAAGACUGGCUCACCAGAGAUCAAAUUAAAAAUAACCAAAACUAUCCAGAACGGCAGGGAAUUGUUUGAGUCCUCUCUGUGUGGGGACCUUUUAAAUGAAGUACAAGCGAGUGAGUAUGCUAAGGCAAAACAUGAAGGGAGAAAAGAGAAAAGGAAAAAAAGUAGCAAGCAUGACUCUUCCCGAUCGGAAGAGCGCAAGUCGCACAAAAUUCCAAAAUUAGAACCAGAGGAGCAAAAUAGACCAAAUGAGAGGCUUAGCUUGCUAUCAGAAAGACCAAGAGAAGAUACAGUGUUGGAGGAAACCCCGGUCCAGCAGUUCUUGCCUUCUCUUCCAACACAAGUCACCCAUGACAUCAAGUUUCAGGUUGGCGAUCUGGUUUGGUCCAAGGUGGGAACAUACCCGUGGUGGCCUUGCAUGGUUUCAUGUGAUCCACAGCUUGAUGUUCAUACCAAAAUUAAUACAAGAGGUGCCCGUGAAUACCAUGUUCAGUUUUUUAGCAACCAGCCAGAGAGGGCGUGGGUGCACGAGAAGCGGGUUCGAGAGUACAAAGGACACAAACAGUAUGAGCAAUUAUUGGCUGAGGCUGCUAAGCAAGCCAGCAACCACUCUGAGAAACAGAAGAUUCGCAAACCAAGGCCGCAAAGGGAGCGUGCUCAGUGGGAUAUUGGUAUUGCCCAUGCUGAGAAAGCAUUGAAAAUGACUCGGGAAGAAAGGAUAGAACAAUACACCUUCAUUUAUAUAGACAAAGAGCCAGAGGAGGUUUUGUCAAAAGCCAAAAAGACUGCUGCUUCUAAAUCAGAGACCAAGAAGAACCGACGACCGAAGCCAGCGUUGAACACCCAACCAGAACAUGCCAACGUGGUAGCGGCAUCGCCUUCAAAUGCUGAGGUGCGAAGACAAAGCCAACGGAGGCAGUCAAGUGUGGAAGAAGAGGAGCCACCUCCUGUAAAAAUUGCAUGGAAAACAGCUGCAGCUAGAAAAUCCUUACCAGCUUCAAUAACCAUGCACAACUUGGAUCUUCAAAAAUGUAACAUGUCUCCAGUUGUUAAAAUUGAACAGGUUUUUGCCCUUCAGAAUGCUGCUGGUGAUGGAAAACUCAUCGAUCAGUUUGUUUAUUCCACUAAGGGAGUUGGUAACAAAACAGAAAUAAGCGUCAAAGGACAAGAGAAACUUAAUUCUUCAUCAAAUCAGAGAAAUGAAAAAGCAGCAGUGCAAAAUGUGUCCUCUCCUGAAACAACUUCUGGGUCAACAGGUUCUGUAGAAAAGAAGCAACAGAGAAGAUCGAUUCGAACCCGCUCAGAGUCUGAGAAAUCCACUGAAGUUGUGCCAAAGAAGAAGAUCAAAAAGGAGCAGGUUGAAAUGGUUCCACUGACAGCAGUGAAGACAGGAUUGCAGAAAGGUGCCAGCGAGAUUUCAGAUUCUUGUAAACCUUUAAAGAAAAGGAGUCGUGCCUCAACUGAUGUAGAACUGACUAGUUCAGCUUACAGAGAUACAUCUGACUCUGAUUCAAGAGGACUUAAUGAUUUACAGGGUAGUUUUGGAAAACGUUCAGACAGCCCAUCAGCUACUGCCGAUGCUGAUGCUUCUGAUGUGCAGUCGGUAGACUCCAGCUUGUCCAGGAGAGGAACUGGAACAAAUAAAAAAGACACUGUUUGUCAGAUCUGCGAGAGCUCUGGCGAGUCUUUGGUGUCCUGCGAGGGCGAGUGUUGCAGCGUCUUUCAUAUGGAGUGUCUCGGCCUCAAGUCAAUGCCCGAUGAGAAGUUCAUCUGCACUGAGUGUAAAAAUGGCGAACAUACGUGCUUUUCAUGCAAACUUCCUGGCAAAGAUGUGAAGCGCUGUUCCGUCAACACAUGUGGUAAAUUUUAUCACGAGGCCUGUGUUCGCAAGUUUGCCACUGCUCUGUUCGAGUCACGAGGAUUUCGUUGCCCGCAGCAUUGCUGUAGUGCCUGCUCAAUGGAUAAGGAUAUUCAUAAGGCAAGCAAAGGUCGCAUGGUGAGAUGUUUCAGAUGUCCCAUUGCCUAUCACUCAGGAGAUGGCUGUAUUGCUGCAGGAAGCUUGUUUGUGUCAUCCCACAUUCUCAUCUGUAGUAACCAUUCCAAAAGGAAUCACUCCUCAUCAGCUGUAAAUGUAGGCUUUUGUUUCGUUUGUGCAAGAGGGUUGGUAGUGCAGGAUCAUUCAGACCCCCUGUUCAGUUCAUAUGCCUAUAAGUCCCACUACCUACUGAAUGAAUCAAAUCGUGCUGAGUUGAUGAAAUUACCUAUGAUUCCUCCUCCUUCGUCAGCUUCCAAAAAGAAAUGUGAGAAAGGUGGAAAACUCUUGUGCUGUGAAUCCUGCCCAGCUUCCUUUCACCCUGAGUGUCUCAACAUAGAAAUGCCUGAAGGAUGCUGGAAUUGCAAUGACUGUAAAGCUGGCAAGAAGCUACGUUACAAGCAGAUUGUUUGGGUCAAGCUUGGAAAUUACAGGUGGUGGCCAGCAGAGAUCUGCAAUCCCAGGUCUGUGCCUCUCAACAUACAGGGCCUCAAACAUGAUAUCGGGGACUUCCCAGUAUUUUUCUUUGGUUCACAUGACUACUAUUGGGUACACCAGGGCAGAGUUUUCCCUUAUGUUGAAGGAGAUAAAAGCUUUGCAGAGGGGCAAACUAGUAUUAACAAGACCUUCAAGAAAGCACUUGAAGAAGCGGCAAAGCGCUUCCAGGAGCUGAAAGCACAAAGAGAAAGCAAAGAGGCAUUAGAAAUUGAAAGGAAUUCAAGGAAACCUCCACCUUACAAACACAUUAAAUCCAACAAGGUAAUAGGGAAGGUUCAGAUUCAGGUAGCUGAUCUGUCAGAAAUCCCUCGCUGUAACUGCAAGCCAUCAGACGAGAACCCCUGUGGCCUGGAGUCAGAGUGUCUGAACAGGAUGCUGCAGUAUGAGUGCCAUCCCCAGGUGUGCCCAGCAGGAGAGCGGUGUCAGAACCAGUGUUUCACCAAAAGACUCUACCCUGAUGCUGAAAUCAUAAAAACUGAUCGACGUGGAUGGGGUCUCAGGACAAAAAGGAGCAUUAAAAAGGGUGAAUUUGUGAAUGAAUAUGUUGGUGAGCUAAUUGAUGAAGAAGAGUGCAGAUUGCGGAUCAAACGUGCACAUGAAAACAGCGUAACCAAUUUUUAUAUGUUAACUGUAACAAAGGACCGGAUAAUAGAUGCUGGCCCAAAGGGGAAUUAUUCUCGUUUUAUGAACCAUAGUUGUAAUCCAAACUGUGAAACACAGAAAUGGACAGUGAAUGGUGACAUUAGAGUUGGACUGUUUGCUCUUUGUGAUAUUCCUGCAGGAAUGGAGUUAACAUUUAAUUAUAAUUUGGAUUGCCUGGGCAAUGGUAGGACCGAAUGUCAUUGUGGAGCAGAAAACUGCAGUGGUUUCCUAGGAGUGCGUCCAAAGACAGCAUUUGCAACCGCAAAUGAAGAGAAGGUGAAGAAUGCAAAAUUAAAGCAGAAGAAACGGAAAAUAAAAACAGAACAGAAGCAGAUGCAUGAAGACAACUGUUUCCAAUGUGGAGAUGGGGGAGAACUGGUCAUGUGUGAUAAAAAGGACUGUCCCAAAGCAUACCACCUCCUAUGCCUUAACCUGACUCAACCACCUUUUGGAAAGUGGGAAUGUCCGUGGCAUCAGUGCGACGUCUGUAGCAAUCCUGCAGUUUCGUUCUGUGAGUUUUGCCCUCAUUCGUUCUGUAAAGAUCACGAGAAGGGAGCCCUGGUGGCAUCAGCAUUGGAUGGCCGUCUCUGCUGCUCUGCACAUGACCCCACAUCUCCUGUGGCACCUGAGUACUGGAGCAAGAUAAAGUGCAAAUUGGAAUCACAGAAUCCUGUAGAAGAAGCAAAGGAGUGAAUUUGGUUAAAAACAAACAAGGCAGGGGAGAAUAGAGGCAAACAGGCGAUGAACUUGAAGAGACUGCUAUGACACAUUCAGUCUUUGUCAUCGGAGCCGUCGUGUGUGAACUGGGAACGGGACCAUUUAAUCUUAGCAAGCGGAAGCAGGCAGUGGUGUUUGUUUUUUAUUGUUUGGUCUUUCUUUUACCCUCGAAUGUGCUACAGCAGCUCUUACUGUUGGAAACCAGAAACGUCUUGGCCUUCAGAGAAAAACGUAGACCUUUUGACAGUGAAAAGAAUAUUCUGUUUAAAAUAUGUUCUUUGAGUGUAGAAAGCAAAGCAUAGCAACAUAUUUAUUUAUUUAAUUUUUAAAGGGUAUUGAAGAUCUGGUUUUGAUCGGUCAGCGUGUCUUUAAAAACAAAAUAGCAAAGCCAACAUAACUUUUAUGUCUAGUUUAUGAAAACUAGUAAAGCCUCCCCACUCUGUGUAACAUUGAGAUGCCAUAAGACAGAUGUGGGUUUCAGACCAGGUGACCCUGAAAUGCCUCCAUUCCCGUACUUACUUUUAAAGGCAUUUUGAGAAGGUAGGUUAUAUAUCAUGUUAACUUAUUAAUAUUAUUGUAAAGCUUUUCCUAUGAGAAAUCAGGUGUAUGACUUCUUGGAAGUGCUUGUAACACGAGAGCUAGCAUUGUUUAAGGAGGGAAGAAAUCAUGGUUCCUUGCUCGAGAGCUAUAAUCGGUGUUUGCAGACAGGUGGAAAUUCAGAAAGAGCUUAAUUGCACAAUGGUUAUUUCUUUAUCCCGCCUAAUUUGGAAAACCUUCCUAGUUAGGAGAGCCUCCCAGCCUCGGUCAUAUACUGCAGCACGCUCAGAACUGAAGUCUUAAUCCUACCAGUGGGAGCCUGCCAUUGACUUCUUUAGAUGGAGGAUUGUUCUGUGCGUAUUUGUCAUCUGCCAAGUCUACACUUAUUUUAUGGCAGUUAUAUUAGUGUGAUUCUUUAUUGCCACCUUCUCAGACUCCCAUUAGUUUCAAAGGAAAUUUGAGCGCUUAAGGAAUCUGACCCAUGUGUGUGUUUGUUUUGAUUGAAUGUUUAGGUUUUUUUGCUGAGAGAGAUCUUCUAACUUUAAUCUUCAUUGUUAAUGGGGCUAAGAAAAAUCUCAGCACUUCUUCAAUGAACAGGGUAUUUUCUGUCUGGGUAACGGGCCGUAUUCAACAGCAGCCAACUUUAGCUUCAUGAGACAGUUCUGUCUUGGAUUUUCUCUGUUAAUCAGUAGAGAGACAGGCUCCUUCGGUGAGGCUUUUGAAGUGGCUUAGGUAGGCUCCUGCUCCAGAUUUUCUUUUGAAAACCUAUCCUCCUCCAUUUCUUGUCCAAGGAGCCUAGGGGGACUAGUUUCCCCAGGCUGAAGUUAGUCUUUGGUGAACCUCCUCCCCUAGCCCACAAUCUUACAAAGCACUGUGCGUCUCCCCCUGCCCUGGUAUAGUUAGAGUGUAUUUUUGACUUGUAUACUGAUACUGGCUAACUUUGUGCUAGCUUUUUGCUAAUGGGUAUUGAAAAUAAUCCUGAAUGAAGAGAACUAAUAUCAAGUGUUGCUGGCAUCUGGCUAAAUUAAGCCUUUGAAUUAAGAAUUAAGAACCUUGUCUCUGGAAAACUGCUUACAUAAACCUACAGGAACAUGGUGACUUCUCAGUUCAAGAAAAUAGUAGGCUGAAAAAGUACAUGUGGGAUUUUAGAACGUGUCUUGCAUCUGGCUGGUGUCCUUCUCGUCCUCAAAUUUAUGUACUGGGGGGAAAUUUUUUCGUGUGCAAUUUUAAAAUUACAAAAUACACUACAAUCUCUUUAAGCUGCUACUGUGCCAUUUAACUGAUCUGGCAGUUCGUCUUCUGAACGUCUGCAGAUGCCUUUCCUACAAACUUGGGGGUGUCUUGGGUGGCAUAACUGCAGGUAUCUUGUGGGUCAGUUCAUGGUACAGAGGGCUAUUGGGAUCUAUAAAGCACUUCAUCUUGUGGUCCGUACUACAGUGAAUGUCUGAAACACUAAUCUUGCUUGAAAGCAGUGCUAUAUUUUAGUAUUUUUUACAAAAAAAAAUUUACAAAAAGGAUUUUAUUUUUCUUAACAUUUUGUGUGAUAAAUGUCUCUUUUUAAGCUCUUACUGGGGGUGUUUAACCCUUUUCAGAAAUUCCAAACAUAGCUCUUGCUACAGUGUCUGUAAGGCCCGAUGUGUUUACUUUAUAUUAUUUAUUAGGCUUGGUAAUGUUCAAAUGAUUUUCUCUUAGGAAGUCAGAGCAUUCUGAAUAUUGCAGAUACGCUAUUGUGUGAGUGCACCUACAUGCUUUUUUAUUCUGUGUCCGUGGUGACUUACUGACUGGAGGGAAAUGGUGCGGUAGCACCAGAAUGCCCUCAUGAGCGUUUGACGUGGCAGGGAGCAGAGAAGAGCCAUGGACCGUCAGUCGCCACGUGAGACAUACUGCUGUGACGUGCCGGUGCGCUGAGUAUCGCAGAACAUGUGAAGGUUCACAGAAGGCUUUUAAAAACUUGUAAAAUGCUGUGAAUUGAGGCCUGCUGCUACUCCUGUGCCAUGCCACUUGAUGUCUUGGUUAACUUUGUUUUCGAACUUCUUACAGGUGCUCCUUUUUUCCACCAAAAAAGAUUAAUAAUAGCCAGCAGCUGGGCUUGGACUUAAAAGGGAAAAUAGGAGAUUGGUUUAUAAGCUUGUACAACUUAUGAACAAAAAGUCUGAACUGGAUUUCACACUAUUGGAGAGAAGGUGAAUCUUUCAAAAAAACUUCUAACAUUCUGAGAUGAGAAAAUACCUAAUUCAAAGUAUCUUGGUAACUGUAGGGGUUUUGUUCUAUAUGCCAAACACAAAAUGUUAAAAUAGACAUUUUAACCACAUCUUUGCAAUCUGAAUAACAAUAAUGGAAUUCCCUUGUAAGGAAAAGAUUUAGCAGCUGUUUUGGUUAAUUGGCAUCAGCAGAGGGGGAGUCCGGUGCUGAAUUAAAUUUGUAUGGUCUCUAAAAUGAGAUAAGUAGCGUUGGAUAGUUUGGUCGUUUCAUGCUGAGGCCUGGAAGAAGUCCACAGAACUGCUGGUGAUUUCAGUUGAGAACUUAAAUCUGCUGUUUAAGACCGUCAGUUGUUCCUUAACUGGAACGCACUGUCACACUUUUCCCUUACUUUUGUUUUAAAUUUUUGAGAUAGCACCACGCUUCUGGCGAACACCUGACUUCAGCUCUGUCGCCUGUGCGCUCUCUAUAGGGCAGUGUCCGAGCUGCUCUGCAAAGUUAACGGGAUUUUGUUGUUUACUGGAGCUUUUACUCUACAGUUUGCACCUUAGCACAGCGCAGACGUUCUGCAGACCAUGGCCAAAUGGUGCAAUGGCUGGUUACUACCAUUUUCUAAAUACAUGGUGCAAGCAUUAGUUAUUGUAGCUUUCAGAUUAUUAGUAUAGACUUGUCCUAUCAAUAGACUGUUGAAGGCAUUUGCAGCUCAGGAAGGAUAACGUUAAAGGCAAUUUUGUGGGCAAAUUACCUUCUCUGGUCACCACCAUGGUCUUAGAGAAUCUGUUAGAAUGGAGUAAUAGGGCUGGAAUGUUUAAUUUUGGCCUUUCUGCUAAAAAACUUCUUGUAUCUUAAUUUCAGGAUAGAAUGGGAAAGACACAAUUACUAGACGUAAUUAACAAUGAGCAUAAAAUCUGUAUAUAUUGAAACUUUACAGAAAUAUGUGGGUGGGGUGGGGGAGGAGGGUGGGAGGGGGGAUGUCCAACGCUGGUACGAAGUAGUCACUUUAACAUUGAAACCUCUGCCUCAUUGAAUUCAGGGUUUAAUGUACUUGAAGCUCUGCGGUUCCUUAUACAGCUUUUUUAUUUAUACAUAACUUUUUUUGUAUACUACAUUGAAAAUGUCUUUGACUUCCCUGAAGUUACUUUCUGCUCCCGCUGUACAGUGAAUCUAUGGCAAAUGGGAGAGUUUUUCAAAGCAGCUGUCUCAGACUUGUGUGUGUUCAAGAAGUGUGUUGCAUGAGAGACGGCAACCUUGGAGUAAUGCUGUCCGUUCGCUUUCAGUUUUCCAUCAACUUUCCCUUACCAUUUAUCUUUGUGUAGCAAAAACAUUUGCACUUAUGAUACACUCCUACACUUUGGAUGUAUUCACAAUGUUGUUCUGAGGAAAAAAAAAAAAAAGGAAAAAAAAAGGCAAAAAAGAAAAAAAAAAAAAAAGCUGUUUCCUAUUAUAUUCUAUUCCUGAGUGCCAAGCUCAGGUCCUUAUUACCCCUGUGAGGGGCUAUCUCACUGCUCUGGAGAGAGGGGAGUUGUUAAGCUGAAACUCUAUCUGUGCUUUGCAUAGAAGACUUCUGUAAUUCAUGUGAAAUCAAAAAGGGAAAUCGCGUAUGAAUUUGCCAAAGCCAUUCACUCAUUCACUGUUUCUCGUGUGGUACUAACUGCCCGGGGGGGUUGUGCACGAGAGAGAAGCGAGCUGCCUUCCCUAGCGCUGUCUCUUCCAGCUCCAGAAGACAAGGUGGCUGUGCGCGGUCCCCCCCGUCAUCGUCCCCCAGAACGUCCUCGCGCAGCCGGGCACUGGACCCUCCUGAGCAGUUCUCACUCGCUUUUGGGUUAUAAAGAGACUGGAUGAAAAAAAAAAAAAAAAGUUUCCUAUUCACUGGUCGAGCUGUAUCUCAUUUCUGGCGUCACUUUUCCUUUUCAAACAAACCGAUCGCGUUGCCACAGAAAACAAGGUGAUAACUUACUGUUUCAGCUGGCUGGUAAUACGGGGUUUUGUUCCGCAUAGGGGUGUGCGCAUACCUGGGGUGGCUGUGAGAAACGACACCCGUUCGUUUCCACGCGAGUGAUGUUGCACAACACAGAUACCUGCAGAUUCCGUUUCCAUUCCCAUGUACUCUUUAUCUGUAAGGAUGACCUUUGUAGAGUCGUUAUUUCCGUAGACUUUGUUUAUCUGUAACAAACUUUGUAGAUUCUGUGAAAUGUUAUUUUAACAAAAUCACUCGAGUCUUUAAGAGCAAAGCAUCAAUAUUCACUGAAGUCGAUAUCUUAAGAGUUUUUGGAAGUUGACUAGAAGCUCUUGACACUAACGAAGUAGUGUUAAAUUUCCCUGGCGAUGUUCCACUGGGGCAUUACUGUAUUAUGACUUGAUGUUGCCGCAUAGACUUUGAGAUAUACGAUAUUUUGGGGGUUUUGUUGUUCGGCCUAUGUUCUCUUGCAUAGUGUGAAACCUGUAAAGCUUGGUUAACCUGUAUAUAGAUAGCUUACUGUCGACUAGUUAUAGCGUAUCUAGAAUUGCCUGUAAUAUUUUAGCUUCUUACUGAAUGUGUGUGAUGGUAGGAACCUAUAAUUUUUGUACAUUAUAUUUACUGAGAUGUUGCCUUUUUUAUUUUACAAAUACUUUGGAAUUCAGAUGUGUUUUUGCUUCCGUGAGGAUUAAUUUGGAAAGGUUUUUAAUGACAUUCCACUGAUCUGAACUUUUGCUUGAGGUUGACUUCAAUAAAUCGUUCUGAAUGUUCCAAA